UUGCGUUUCUCAGGCGCUCCCAGGGUGCCCUGGUUCCUAAACGCGUUUGACGUCACGUCCCUUUUAGUGCUUUAACAAGAGAGAGAAGAUGAUUCCACCGGUGGAGGUUUCUCCCCUUAUCAAGUUCACCAGGUACUCAGCACUGCUCCUUGGGAUGAUCUAUGGAAAGAAAAGAUACGACUAUUUGAAGCCUAUUGCUGAAGAGGAAAAGAGAAUAGAAGCAGAGGAGAAAAAGAAGCGUGAGGAAAUGGAACGAAUUGCAAAAGCAAUAGCAGAAGCUAGCGAAGAUACAAUACUGAAAUAAACCUGCUUGAACCACAUCUUCAUCUUUUAAUAUCCAGUGUAUGAAAUGCUGAAAUAGAUUUUCAAAUGUCAAACACAAAGUUAUUUACAUCAAUAAACAGUUGCUAGAA
Molecule: messenger RNA, 413 nt
Organism: Rhineura floridana
Lineage: Eukaryota; Metazoa; Chordata; Lepidosauria; Squamata; Rhineuridae
Gene: ATP5ME
Product: ATP synthase membrane subunit e
Exons: 4
Coding region: 89-304 (71 amino acids)
Biological process (GO): proton motive force-driven ATP synthesis
Molecular function (GO): proton transmembrane transporter activity
Source: RefSeq, a predicted model, not a curated record